Molecule: messenger RNA, 1885 nt
Organism: Westerdykella ornata
Lineage: Eukaryota; Fungi; Ascomycota; Dothideomycetes; Pleosporales; Sporormiaceae
Exons: 5
Coding region: 120-1844 (574 amino acids)
Source: RefSeq, a predicted model, not a curated record
AUAUAUCCUCGGUCCCGUCGCCAUGGCCGUGAGCGUCUCUUGUCCCCGUCGCAGGCUUCGCUGGAGUCAGAGUUACUGCGCGAUUGCGGCUUCAACCAAGUGCAGUCGUAUUGAAAGACAUGCAAGCGAAAAUGGGGAUGGGCCGGGUAUGGCCUUCGGCAAUCUCAGUAAUGCUCCUCCUAGCGUCCCACCUCGUGUCCGCCGAGCUGGCUUCCUUCAAUGGUGGAUUCCUUGAUAAUCUCACUGGAGGCCUUGACGAUUUUGAUGGGGAGAACGGCGGGGACCUCCUCCAACUAGUUCGGCGCCAGCAGAGGUACUGUCCGGCCUACGCACCCGUUGAUUGCGGUGCCAGCGGCGGCUGCUGUAGGUCUGGGGAAUAUUGCUGCACGAACGUCAACGGCUGCUGUCCCGUCGACUCGAACUGUUAUAGCAACCCAAGAGGAUGCUGUCCAAAGUCCGCCGAGACCUGCAACAAGGGGUUCUGUCUUCUACCAGGGCAAACAUGCUGCGGUCCGGCGGCUUGUAACAAGGGAUAUAUGUGUAUGAAGUCGCCGAGUGGAAGGGAAACAUGCUGCCUUCCGGGGAUGACCGCCUGCAAUGAUGGAUCUUGUUGCUACGAGGGGACCACAUGCAGCGCUUCUAACCCUGGGAAAUGUGAGCGCAUACGAACGAGCAUUUCGACUCUGUCCGAGUCGUUGCCUUCUAGAAGUGCGAGGCCAACCUCACAACCAAAUCCAACCCGUCCGCCGACGACAGCAACGAGCCCAGUGAAGAGCCAGAAGCCUCCUAAAAUGAAAUGCAAGAGCACGCCAUCAUAUUCAAUUCCGAACGCAAAGCGCACUGCAAUCCCAGAGCUAGCCGCAGACCAUGUCGCCGCGAUCGCCGCCGGAGCGCCGCAUUCCAAGCGGCAGGAAGAAUCUGGCAGUGCUUUCGCGGAAUUCUGCGAAACGGAGGAUGAGAAGAUUCCUGUUAUGCUUUUCCCUUGGUUCCCUGGCGAGACGGACGAGCUGAUUGAAAGUACAUGCGGAGGGAUCCGCCAGUUUGGUGGCACUGACGAACUCCUUCUCACUUGGGCCGGCGACGGCCCAACUGCAGCAGGGAAGAGAAGAGCGAAGAACUGUCCAUCGGGAUACUGCUCCAGCAUUGGACAGAAGCAAAAUGCCAACUACGCCCGAGAGAAUGAAUGCGACGAGUUCCCACCAGCUAGUACUGUCGAAAGCGCCCAAGGCUCUCACGUCAUGUGCAUCGACCGACUCCAGAAUCAACUCGGCGGCAAGCUCAUACUAAGCUAUCGCUGGAUCUAUAGGCUCCAACCGAACCAAAAGUUCAUCAUUCGAGUGAUUCCGAACUGCAACUAUUUUGCUAAGCACAAGCGCUCGCCAAGCUCCAAUGAUGUCGAACGUGUACAGAAGCGUGCUGAGACGGAUGCAUUCUCCGGAUCUGGCGGCUCCUGGCUGCAAGACCGUCGACCUGGCGCCGAGAUGGGCGUUGGCUGGGUUUUUGGAUCCCUUCCCGAGUUGUCGGCUGGAGCUUACAACAUCUCAUUUGAUUUCAAGGGAGCGGCUAAGGACCUCUCCGUCUUUGACUCAGCGGGCCUCGAGUACCUCCGAUUAGAGUCUUCGGAACCGGGGCAGUCGUUCAAUUUCACUGUUGCUGAAGGCCUGCCUCUCGCCGUUGCGGCGUACGCGCGGGAAGAUGCCAAAAUCGACUUGUCGUAUAGUGGCAAACGAAUGCCUAAUUCGACGACGAAACCUUCACUUGCGGUGUCGGUCAGAAGCUCAUGGGACUUCCGCUCGAUGGGCCUGGGUUUCUUGAUUCUCGCCCUGUUGACGUUUUUCAUGUAGAUUGUAACUUGAUACCAAUGUUAUUCUAAUUCAAGUUCAGG